Porites evermanni is the source of this 516-nucleotide messenger RNA. NCBI's taxonomy places the organism in Eukaryota, Metazoa, Cnidaria, Anthozoa, Scleractinia, Poritidae. The record is from the annotation of a GenBank genome assembly.
CAGAUUCAAGAGCUUGGGCUUCAGCAGCCGUAUUGCAAUGAUCAGGGAACCUACGUUUACCUUCGGAAGUUCAUGGCGUUGCCAUUUCAGCCCGAACAAGAAAUCCCGCCAAAGUUCGAACAACUGAGACAGCAGGCUACCACAGCCCCACUACAGCAGUUUGUCGAGUACGUGUCAGACACUUGGAUCAGCAACAGCACAUGGCCCCCUUCAAGUUGGAGCGUAUACAUGAUGGCCACCACGAGUAACAAUGACGUUGAAGGUUGGCACCACGGGCUGCAUCGACAGACAGAACUUAAACUUAUACCUCCUAAUCGACCUACUUCACCAAGAGGCCUGAUUAACUGCUCUCCGCCGUGUUUCCAAGAAAAAACUUACAAGAAUGCAGCGGAAAAAGUACAGGUCCAUGCCGGCAAAAUCUUCGAGUUAUGGGAAGAUUACCAGCAGAAUAGAAGAAGCGCGGAGCAGCUGUUAUGGCAAUGCGCCCACUCAAAUGGACCGAAACGCUUGAAUUAA